CCGGAGAAGGACGACAGCGCUUUGGGGAGAGUCCACACAUAUUUGCCUGCAGUGGGCCGAGGCGGCCAGUGUUUUGAACGCGGAGCUAGUCGCUCGCUAUGCCAUCUCUUGGAAAAUUAUUCAGUGAAGGCAUGUCGUCGUUGCGGCUCAUGCUUUGAACUUAUUCGAUUGGCUUCCCUCGGGCCCCAAAGGUUUAUUUGAUUUUUUUUUUUUUACAUGCGGCGCGACUAAAUUGGAUAACAAAGGGGCGGAAGCGCAACAAGUGGAGUGUGUGUCGAGGAGAGGCCGACAUUUGUCAGCGUCGCUAGCCAUGGAAGAGCAAAAGGAGCCCACCAGCGGCAGGGACUCGACCGAGGACGAGAGCGUGUCGCUGUCACCGAACCUGCCAUCCCCUCCCAUUAUCCUCCCGCACCAGGCCGCCCAGCAGGCUCACAGAAACACCAACUUUUUUAUCGACAACAUCCUGCGGCCAGACUUCGGCUGCAAAAAGGAGCCGGGCUACCGCGAGCGCAACCAGACGGCGGGCAGAGAAAACAUCAACCCGCUAGCGGCGAGGCCGCACGCCGGCAGCCUCUGCUUGGACUCGAACUGCAGCAGCGACAGCGCCUCGUCGUCGCCGUCUUCGUCGUCGUCUUCGUCGCCCUCAUCCAAGCAGAGCUCGGCCAAACAAGUAGAAGCGGCGAGCAACGGCAGCGGCAGACUUGCUGACAGCCCCUCGGCCAUCGUGGUGAUGAACGGCGGCAAUGGAGCGUCUGUGCCCACAGCCAAGGACCAGCAGCCCAUGCUGUGGCCAGCCUGGGUGUACUGUACGCGCUACUCGGACCGGCCCUCAUCUGUUUCCACACCAGGGCCGAGGACACGCAAACUGAAGAAGAAGAAGAGCAGCAAGGAGGACAAGCGGCCCAGGACGGCUUUCACGGCCGAGCAGCUGCAGAGACUGAAAGCCGAAUUCCAGGCCAACCGCUACAUCACGGAGCAACGAAGACAGUCGCUGGCCCAGGAACUCAACCUGAACGAGUCCCAGAUCAAAAUCUGGUUCCAAAACAAGCGGGCCAAGAUCAAAAAGGCCACGGGCUACAAGAACGGCCUGGCGCUGCAGCUCAUGGCCCAAGGACUGUACAACCACUCGACCACCACCGUGCAGGACGAGAAGGAGGACAGCGAGUAGACCCGCACGCUCGCAUUAAUACUAUGGACGUCGUUGCGAUUAAAAGUUUAUAUAGCCGCUGCAGUUAUCAUGUGGUAUACGAGUAUAUUUAAUUAAUCCCCCUCGACCCCCGCGCUCCCUAUCUCUCACCCCGUGGUUGUUUUGAAGAUGCAUUUUGUGCCCCUUCAUGUCUCCUUCACACAUCGCAGACUCAGAAAAGCCAAAGAUUUUCAUAUGUUCACAUGUAUGGAUUCAAAAUGUAAAAUUAAAAAGAAAAGAGACACAGAGAGA
Messenger RNA from Hippocampus comes (tiger tail seahorse), 1438 nucleotides. RefSeq names its product homeobox protein engrailed-1-B. The transcript is spliced from 2 exons. NCBI's taxonomy places the organism in Eukaryota, Metazoa, Chordata, Actinopteri, Syngnathiformes, Syngnathidae. Gene Ontology annotation, biological process: multicellular organism development; regulation of transcription by RNA polymerase II; neuron differentiation. The record is from RefSeq and is a predicted model, not a curated record. Gene Ontology annotation, cellular component: nucleus. Bases 311 to 1168 code for a protein of 285 amino acids. Gene Ontology annotation, molecular function: RNA polymerase II cis-regulatory region sequence-specific DNA binding; DNA-binding transcription factor activity, RNA polymerase II-specific.